Chara braunii is the source of this 2426-nucleotide messenger RNA. Lineage: Eukaryota; Viridiplantae; Streptophyta; Charophyceae; Charales; Characeae. The record is from the annotation of a GenBank genome assembly.
AUGGGCAUUUUGAGUGGGUGGUCAUGCCUUUUGGCCUCACCAACGCCCCGACCACCUCUCAAGCGACAAUGACCAACGAGUUCCGUGCAAUGUUGGACCGGUUCGUGCUGGUCUACUURGACGAUAUUCUCGUCUAUAGCCGGUCAUUGGAGGAUCAUCUUGAGCACCUUCGACGAGUGUUGGAGACGCUCCGCCGCGCCAAGUACAAGGCCGAUUGCGACAAGUGUGAAUUUGUCCAGCAAGAGUUGGAAUACUUGGGCCAUUUUGUCACACCGAAGGGCAUCAGUCCGCUAUCCGACAAGAUUCAAGUCAUCCAAGAGUGGCUGGAGCCACGGAACGUCACGGAUGUCCGUUCGUUCCGCGGCCUCGCCGGCUACUACCAGCAUUUUAUCAAAGGCUACUCGAAGAUCGCGGCCCACUUGACCAAGCUUCAAUUCGAGGAUCCGCAAUUUGACUCUAGAGAAGAUGCGCGGGAAACAUUUUUGGCUCUCAAAGCCGCGCUAUUAUCUGCGGAGGUCUUGUGCGUAUACGACCCGCUUUUGCCUACGUGCGUCACUACGGAUGCAUCUGGCUAUGGCAUUGGUGCCGUCCUCGAGCAACACGAUGGCGUGGACUGGCACCAGGUCGAGUGUUUCAGCAAGAAAGUGUUCGUCGUGCACUCCAUUGCCGAUGCACGCAAGGAGGAGCUCCUCGCCUUCGUCCACACGCUCAAGCGGUGGCGGGACUUUCUCCUUGGUCGAAGCCCAUUCCGAUGGGUAAYUGACAACUAUCCAUUGGUCUUUUACAAGACCCAAGACACCGUCAACAACAGCAUUGCUCGAUGGAUGACUUUCAUCGACCAGUUCGACCUUUUUCCCGAUCACAUUCCGGGGAAGUCGAACCGUUUUGCAAAUGCUCUUUCACGGCAACCGAUAGGACAGACUUCGGCCGCAACCGUAUCAACAAAUUCUGGAACAGGGAUGUGCAAAAACCUUCUCCAGGAAACAUCGCAGAGGGCAGGCGUGGCGCUUCCGGUUUAUCAUGCCAUGCGGAUGGGUCCGGAUCAUCAGCCUGUGUACAGUGCAAGUGUGGAGGUUGCUGGCAUGAGAUUUUAUGGUCAAUGUGCAAAGACAAAGAAACAGGCAGAGAAGAACGCUGCUGCGUCAGCAUGGGCCACUCUCCAGCAGACGGUGAGGGUGUCUCCAACGUGGACCGAGAACUUGGAACAGGAGGCUAUUGUCAAAGUCUUCAUCGAUGCAGCACAAGGAAAGAUGAUUGACCCUUGGGUUUCGCGAGGGGCACCGGGUGAAUCGUCAUCAAGGGAUGCUUCGGCGGACGGAUGAGGAUCGUGAUGACAUGCCAUGCAUGCAUAUCACUUAUCAUCAGCUUCGCUUUUCGGAAAUCGAGUGUGCAAUUCUGCAGUCAGUCCCUCUCAACCGUCAAUCCCAUAACUUUCGAGCAGGCAGUUGCAACAAGCGCGGCAUUCCCGAAAAAGGCGCAGAGUGAGAAAUAAUACACAACUUGAGCGUCAAAUAUCUCUUUUCCCUUUUCCAUUUUCCUUUUUUUGUUCAAUACUUCAAUUUUGACGCUCUUCGAUGCUGUAUAUCCCCAGAGAAGGGAGGGGAAAAAAAAAAAGAGGUUGUGAGUCCCCCAUGCUACAGUCUCCCACCUUCUAGACAGGAGGUUUCUACUCCCCAGAGCCUAACUCCUUUGGCUGGGAGUUAUGGGAUCAGGAAGCUGGAGUGUGAGCCUGCUGUGAAGGAGGCAGCGGCAACCAUAUGAUCUAUCACAAGUCCGGCGGGAUAUUCUGUGUAGUCCUCUCUCCUCUUACACUCCCUCUCUAUCUUAAAAUUUGAGUGAAGUCCUCUUUUUCUCAAUAUUCGAAGAAACAUGGGAACGAGAGGAAGUAGUUCAGUGAACAUAGUUGUCAUCCUUCCUUUUUUUUUCUUUUUUUUUUUUCUUUUUCUUUUUUGGUUAACUUCAGUUGUCAUCCUUCCAACUAUGCAUACACGCAAACUCUCCAACCUUUAGAGAUGAAGAAUACACUCCCUCUCCAUCUUAAAAUUUGAGUGAAGUCCUCUUUUUCUCAAUAUUCGAAGAUACACGGGAAUGAGAGAAGUAGUUCAGUGAACAUAGUUGUCAUCCUUCCUUUUUUUUCUUUUUUUUUUCUUUUUUUUUUUGUCAACUUCAGUUGUCAUCCUUCCAACUAUGCAUACACGCAAACUCUCCAGCCUUGCACCAAGGGAUCGCUAGGAGGUAAAGAGUCUAAACUUCUCUAAAUACAUCGAGUGCCCGUUUCACAUCGAGGCACCUUUACGGGCAUUAGAAUGGCCACUCUUGAGACAGUUGCAGACCCAUUCGGGACAUCGAGGCUCAGUAGGGACUUGGUCCCUUGGAUGAGCCGCUUACUUUGGGAGCAGUUGGGAAAGUAAAGGUGCAUGCGCAUG